AGUAAAGCUCUCUCUCAGAUCCACUCAACACCUCCUCGUCUCCUCCUUAUUUGUACGGUUCUUAUUAAAAACAGGUUCCCAAAGGGUAAAUCCAAAAGCGACGCAAGGGCAAUAUCGGAAAAAGUAUUUUUUUCUCCUUCAUUCUUAUUAAUGGCCGCCGUUAGCAGCUCGUCGGAGACAGGAGACAGUGGCGCCGCCGGGAAGAGAGAUGAGAUCAUGUUGUUCGGUGUUAGGGUUGUUAUCGAUCCGAUGAGAAAGUGUGUGAGUUUGAACAAUCUCUCUGAUUACGAAGAAAAGUCUUCGCCUGAUGAUGAGAUCCCUAAGACUGUCGUCCCCGGAGCUGGUGAUGGAGAUGAUAAGAACGAAACGGUGAUCGUCGCCGACGGUUACGCCUCCGCCAAUGACGCCGUUCACAUUUCCUGUUCCUCCGCCGGUAAUCGAGAGAGGAAACGAGGAGUUCCAUGGACUGAGAAUGAGCACAAGAGGUUCUUGAUUGGGCUGCAGAAAGUGGGAAAAGGAGAUUGGAAAGGCAUAUCUAAGAACUUUGUGAAGAGCAGGACUCCUACUCAAGUUGCUAGUCACGCUCAGAAGUACUUCCUCCGACGAACCAAUCUCAACCGUCGCCGGCGAAGAUCUAGCCUUUUCGAUAUUACAACCGAGACGGUCACAGAGAUGCCCAUGGAGCAAGAUCAGACUCAGGAGAACUCACCACUACCUGAAACCAAUGUUAGCUCUGGACAUCAAGUUAUGCAAGUUGAUGCUGAAGUUGCUGUGAUGACAAAAACUGAGUCUUCAGCACAGACGUUCAAUCUCAACGAUUCAUAUCUGGUUCCAGUAACCUUCCAAGCAAAUCCUGCAUUCAAUCUAAACACAGAGGCUGCUCCGCUUUCUCUCAACCUUUCUCUGGCCUCCUCAUUUAAUCUUAACGAGCAACCAAACUCAAGACACUCUGCGUUCACGAUGAUGCCAAGCUUCAGUGAUGGAGAUAGCAAUAGCAGCAUCAUCAGAGUUGCUUAGACCUUAAAAUCCAAGGGGAAAAAACAGAACAAUAACAGAGGAAGGCUGUAGGGAUGGACGAACUGUGUUUAGGGUUCUUCAUCAUCUUCGUCUGUUUGUAAUACUCUCUGGUCACACUCACACACACUGUUAUGAGUCGUUUUCUGCUGCGUGUGGUUUGUUUUUGUGGUAUGUAAGUUAAAACAAACAAGUCGUGAUUCUCAUGUGGCCCAUCUCAAUCAAUGGUUGGUGAUUUGUGGGGUUUUUAGGCUUUUGUAUAUCUUAUCUUUUUGGGGAUAAGCUAAACUGUAUGUAUGGUUCGUCGAAUAUUUUAUCUUUAUCUAUAAUGCCAUAAUAGUGUUGCCA
Molecule: messenger RNA, 1362 nt
Organism: Capsella rubella
Lineage: Eukaryota; Viridiplantae; Streptophyta; Magnoliopsida; Brassicales; Brassicaceae
Product: transcription factor MYB1R1
Exons: 4
Coding region: 151-1017 (288 amino acids)
Biological process (GO): response to gibberellin; response to auxin; response to ethylene
Molecular function (GO): DNA binding
Source: RefSeq, a predicted model, not a curated record